This is a messenger RNA of Silurus meridionalis, 1195 nucleotides long. RefSeq names its product B-cell receptor CD22-like. The annotation marks the transcript as partial. Gene Ontology annotation, biological process: cell surface receptor signaling pathway. Gene Ontology annotation, molecular function: transmembrane signaling receptor activity. The record is from RefSeq and is a predicted model, not a curated record. The transcript has 6 exons. NCBI's taxonomy places the organism in Eukaryota, Metazoa, Chordata, Actinopteri, Siluriformes, Siluridae.
CUUGCACGCACAAGAAACUACAACAAUGACGACUCCUACACAGAGUUCAGUGAACCUGUUAAGAUUACAGUAAAAGAAGGGAGACCACAUCCAGUACUGAGUGUAUCUCCACAGAACUGGCUGACUGAAGGAGACUCAGUGACUCUAAGCUGUGAGGUUACAGACUCCUCUACAGACUGGACAUUCAGCUGGUACACAGUUGUUCCCUACAGAGACGGAGUAACUGCAACACAAAAUAGUCAUUUCUCUGUAAUGUAUGUGGAGCUUCUCUCAGACAGCAGCAGAGGAUCUGGAGGCUCCUACACUCUCAGUCCUUCUGCUCUUCAUCACACAGGAGUUUAUGUGUGUAGAGGAGAGAGAGGAGAACCAGCCUUUUACACACUGUACAGCAAUCCACAGCCUCUAUGGAUCUCUGGUGAAUCUCCUCCAGUGUCUCUGAUCAUCAGUCCCAGCAGAACUCAACACUUUACUGAUGACUCUCUCUCACUGAGCUGUGAGGACCAGAGUAACUCUACUGGAUGGACAGUGAGACGAUAUACAGAGAGUAAAGGAGUGUUAGAUUGUUCACAGUGGGGAUCAGUUACAGGAUCUACGUGUAACAUCAGCUUCCUCUCCACAUCCUACACUGGAGUUUACUGGUGUGAGUCUGAAUCUGGAGAAAACAGUAAUCCUGUCAACAUCACAGUUCAUGAAGGUGAUGUGAUCCUGGAGAGUUCUGUCCAUCCUGUGACUGAGGGACAUCCUCUGACUCUACACUGUUUAUAUCGUAACACAAAUCCCUCAAACCUCCGAGCUGAUUUCUAUAAAGAUGGAUCAGUCGUCCAGAACCAGACUACAGGAGAGAUAAUCAUCCAUAAAGUCUCAAAGUCAGAUGAAGGAUUCUACCACUGUAAACACCCAGAGAGAGGAGAGUCACCGAGAAGCUGGAUCUCAGUCAGACGUCCAUCACAUGUAGAAGCUCCAUUCUCAGUGCUCAUGCUGAUCAGUAGUGUAGUGACGGCAUCUCCAUAUCUGCUGAUCACCAUCAUUCUGCUGGUCAAAUGUUACAGAGCUCGAGCUCACACUGAUGAAGACAGAAUUGAGAAUGCAGUCAUAGAGGAGUGAACAAAGUUCAUUUCCAAAAAGAGGAUGAAUUUACUGUCAAAUCAUUAUUUUAUUAUUGCUUAUUGCUUUGUGUGAAUUUUUAAAUAAUACA